Messenger RNA from Salpingoeca rosetta, 342 nucleotides. RefSeq lists its product as uncharacterized. Bases 1 to 342 code for a protein of 113 amino acids. The record is from RefSeq and is a predicted model, not a curated record. Lineage: Eukaryota; Choanoflagellata; Craspedida; Salpingoecidae. The transcript is spliced from 3 exons.
AUGCUGGAUCUUGGGACUGGCUCCAUUGUGUUGGUGGUGGUGUGGUGUGUGGUGAUUGUGGUCUCCGUCUUGGCACAGCGCACCAAACACCCUCGCGCAAUAGCCAUCGCGUGUGCGGCCGGCGCCGCACUCAUCACGCUGAUCUUGGUGACGUGGCCACGGGAAGGAGAAAACCCGCCAACACCAGACCCUCUCCAAUCCGAAAGCGAAACGUACCUGAUCCUGAUCCGGAGCGCCAUCCUGUUUGCAGUGUGUCUGGCCACGCUGCUGAGCUGCGUCUUCUACCUCGUCUUCCACCUGACAGAGCCCGUGCGCGCCAUAUCCGACCCAAGCCGCUGGUGA